This is a messenger RNA of Penicillium cinerascens, 300 nucleotides long. Its product is annotated as DUF427 domain-containing protein. NCBI's taxonomy places the organism in Eukaryota, Fungi, Ascomycota, Eurotiomycetes, Eurotiales, Aspergillaceae. Bases 1 to 300 code for a protein of 99 amino acids. The transcript has 4 exons. The record is from RefSeq and is a predicted model, not a curated record.
AUGUCGACCGCUAGAGCAAAGAUAGGCGACGUUGUCCUUGCCGAGACCGACGUCUGGGAGACCGUUGAAGGGAACGUAUAUUUCCCGCCAUCGGCUAUCAAAGACAAAUCAUCAUUUGUGGGCACUGAUACGACGACAUUCUGUCCGUGGAAGGGCCACGCGCAAUAUUACACGAUCAAACUCGGUGAUAAGGACGUACAAGACGCGGCCUGGUAUUACCCCGAGCCUUAUGAGAAGGCGUUGAAUAUCAAGGAUCAUGUAGCAUUUUACAAGACCAAGGUUCAGGUCACGGUCGAGUAA